Penicillium bovifimosum is the source of this 1971-nucleotide messenger RNA. Its product is annotated as flavin-linked sulfhydryl oxidase ERV2. Lineage: Eukaryota; Fungi; Ascomycota; Eurotiomycetes; Eurotiales; Aspergillaceae. Gene Ontology annotation, molecular function: thiol oxidase activity; protein kinase activity; ATP binding. The transcript has 8 exons. Bases 1 to 1971 code for a protein of 656 amino acids. The record is from RefSeq and is a predicted model, not a curated record. Gene Ontology annotation, biological process: regulation of mRNA processing; spliceosomal complex assembly; protein phosphorylation.
AUGCACCUGACACGUGAAAUCAUCAUCUCGAAGCUCCCUGCUGCAAUCAUUCUCAAGCUGAAAACCUCACACCUGUUUCGCGCGGGAAUAUUCCCUGCUCACGAAUUUCAAUUACCCCCGCAACCUUGGAAUCGGACACCUGGCAACAUCGCCUUCCCCCAACCCUCAGUCCCCGACCAUUGCAAAGCCGACAUGGCGAACCGACAGAUCACACGACGCAUCACCAUCAGCGCAGCAAUCUCACUAUGCCUUAUCUUCUUCCUCUUUAUCCGACCGCAAGGGCCGCCGAGCCCCGCAAUCCGCGCCCCCGGCCACAUCGACCACUCCGCUCCGGCCUCCGUGCCGGCGAUAACCAUCCAUGACAGCACCCUGAAGGGAGAUGUGGUGAUGCCGAAGCUGGGCAACGAGACAGUCAAGGCUGAGUUAGGUCGUGCGACUUGGAAGUACUUCCAUACUGUCAUGGCGCGGUUCCCGGAGACACCUACGGAUGAUCAGAAGGAAGCACUGCGCUCUUACAUAUACCUAUUUGCCCGGUUAUAUCCUUGUGGAGAAUGUGCCGAGCAUUUCCAACAGCAUUUGAAAAAAUAUCCGCCCCAGGUGUCGUCGCGUAAUGCGGCUUCUGGGUGGGCUUGCUUUAUUCAUAAUGAGGUCAAUGCUAUGCUUGAUAAGCCUGAAUUUGAUUGUGCCAAUCUGGGGGAUUUCUAUGAUUGUGGCUGCAAAGAAGAUGAGGGUGGCAAGGGGGAGGAGGGGUCGGCUGCUUCUCGGUCUGAUGCUGCGAAGGAGGGCACGAGACAGCACGAUGGCCCUGCAGUGGAGAUCUCGAAGGAAGACGGUACAGAUGCCCCUGGUGCCAUCAUCGAAUCAGUAAUGUCGAGAACGCGUCGCUUCGAACGCAUUCAUUACGUUGUCGAACCUGUCGAAGAGUAUCGUGCUGGAGGUUACCACCCAGUCCACCUCGAAGAUACUUUCCACGACAGGUAUCGGAUUGUUGGGAAAUGGGCCUAUGGCCAGUUUUCUACAGUUUGGAUUGCCGAAGAUACAAGGUUACUCGAAAGAUAUGUUACGUUGAAGAUUCUCAAGGCCGAUAUCUCAAGUAACAGCCAAGAAAGUUCUAUCCUCCAGCACUUGUCGGAAGCAGAUACACAUCAUCCGGGGAAACCCCACGUUUUGCAAUUAUUGGAUCAGUUUGAGCACGAAGGGCCUAAUGGCCUACAUCUUUGUCUCGUCUUCCCAGUCAUGAUGUCAGACGGUGAGGAAAUUACUAUGCAGCAAGAACCACGCUUCCCAGAUUAUGUUCGCGAGAUUUCGAAACAAAUAUUGCUCGGGUUGAAGUAUCUUCACGACCAGGGCCUUAUUCAUGGCGACCUCCAACCAGCCAACAUACUGUUCACCCAGAACUGCGACUUCACAAGCGACAUGUUCAAGGAACCCGAAUUUAGUCCUGUCAAAUGGCUUCCAGGGGUUGAAAUAGAUAACAGUGCUCCGCAGUAUCUUAUGUGUUCGCAGCGGCCCUAUGGAAUGCUAGCCAGUGCAUCCUCCUCGACACUUCUAGUCAAGAUUGGUGAUAUGGGCGGAGCUAUGUGGAACACACAAGAUAAAUCUCGUCCUGUCACGCCCGUAGCGUUGAGGGCACCUGAGUUACUUCAACCCCAUUCGUGGAAUGAGAAGGCAGACAUAUGGGCUCUAGGGUGUUUGAUAUUUCAACUUGCUACAAACGAGCCACUAUUUCCGAUCCUGGCUUGGGGCUGCACGACUGACGAGGUUCAUGAGUUACUACGAUCUCUCAUGCGCAAGCUAUUUGAGAACGGCAAUCAGAGAUUUGCUGUCUACCUUAGUGAGAGAUUACCGACUGAUUUUGGCAAAGAAAAUACCGAGCAACUUGCAAAUCUUCUUUGGUCAACAUUGCAGGAACGUCCGGAAGAUCGAGAAUCAACCGCCAGACUUCUUAAUCAUCCAUUUUUAGUUGGAUGA